UGGAGUAGGGCAGUGGAGAGAAACCCUGGCUGGCGUCCACGCGCUCAUCCCGGCCCCGGCGCGGGCAUGGCCGCCAGCCUGUGGAUGGGGGACCUGGAACCCUACAUGGACGAGAACUUCAUCUCCAGAGCCUUCGCCACCAUGGGGGAGACCGUGAUGAGCGUCAAGAUCAUCCGAAACCGCCUCACCGGGAUCCCAGCUGGCUAUUGCUUUGUAGAAUUCGCAGAUUUGGCCACAGCUGAGAAGUGUUUGCAUAAAAUUAAUGGGAAACCCCUGCCAGGAGCCACGCCUGCCAAGCGUUUUAAGUUGAACUAUGCCACUUAUGGAAAGCAGCCAGAUAACAGCCCAGAGUACUCCCUCUUUGUGGGAGACCUGACCCCAGAUGUGGAUGAUGGCAUGCUGUAUGAAUUCUUUGUCAAAGUCUAUCCCUCUUGUCGAGGCGGCAAAGUGGUUCUGGACCAGACUGGCAUUUCAAAAGGCUAUGGUUUCGUGAAAUUCACAGAUGAGCUGGAACAGAAGCGAGCCUUGACGGAGUGCCAGGGAGCUGUGGGACUGGGGUCCAAACCAGUGCGGCUGAGUGUGGCCAUCCCUAAAGCGAGUCGUGUGAAGCCUGUGGAAUAUAGUCAAAUGUACAGUUACAGCUACAAUCAGUAUUACCAGCAGUACCAGAACUACUAUGCCCAGUGGGGUUAUGACCAGAACACAGGAAGCUAUAGCUACAGCUACCCCCAGUAUGGCUAUACCCAGAGCACCAUGCAGACAUACGAAGAAGUUGGAGAUGAUGCAUUGGAAGAUCCAACACCACAACUUGAUGUGAUUGAGGCUAACAAGGAGUUCAUGGAACAAAGUGAGGAGCUCUAUGAUGCACUCAUGGACUGUCACUGGCAGCCACUGGACAGCGUGUCUUCAGAAAUCCCUGCCAUGAUGUAGCAAGGAUAAGCCA
Molecule: messenger RNA, 943 nt
Organism: Suncus etruscus (white-toothed pygmy shrew)
Lineage: Eukaryota; Metazoa; Chordata; Mammalia; Eulipotyphla; Soricidae
Gene: TRNAU1AP
Product: tRNA selenocysteine 1 associated protein 1
Exons: 9
Coding region: 67-930 (287 amino acids)
Biological process (GO): selenocysteine incorporation
Cellular component (GO): nucleus
Molecular function (GO): tRNA binding
Source: RefSeq, a predicted model, not a curated record